This is a messenger RNA of Egretta garzetta (little egret), 2055 nucleotides long. RefSeq names its product ethylmalonyl-CoA decarboxylase 1 (gene ECHDC1). The transcript has a single exon. Gene Ontology annotation, cellular component: cytosol. Gene Ontology annotation, biological process: fatty acid beta-oxidation. Gene Ontology annotation, molecular function: enoyl-CoA hydratase activity. The annotation marks the transcript as partial. The record is from RefSeq and is a predicted model, not a curated record. NCBI's taxonomy places the organism in Eukaryota, Metazoa, Chordata, Aves, Pelecaniformes, Ardeidae.
GGAAGCCAGUGCGGGGAUUGACCUCUGCGUGUUUGUUCUUCCUUGGCAGGUUGAUGACGCCUGGGAGUGAAAUUCGGUUUGUCCAUAAGCACAUGGGCCUGGUGCCGGGCUGGGGAGGAGCUGCCCGGCUGGUGCAGAUCGUGGGCGGCAGGGCUGCCCUCCGGCUGCUGAGCGGGGCUGCCAGGGUGGACCCCGACAGCGCUCUGCGCCUCAGGCUCUCGGAGGAGACUUUGUCGUCUUCAGAUGAAACCGGAGCAUUAGAAGAAGCCCGAGCCUGGCUGGGUCAGUACACAGAGGGUCCAGCCAGUGUGGUUCGGGCUGCAAAAAAGGUGGUGACAGCGGGAAGAGAGCUACCCAUGGAAGCUGCCCUAAGGGCAGAGAAGGACGUUUUCGGAACUGUAUGGGGUGGACCUGCCAAUUUGCAGGCAUUGGUUAGAAGACCAAAACAUAAAUGAAGGUCGAUGCAUAAGAAAUCUUCUUGACCUUUUUGCAAACAAAGCUUUCACUAAAGCAGGCAUUAAACUGAAUCAUUUAAGGACUUGUUCAUUUAAACUGGCAUUAACAUUCCUGUUGCUCACGUCAGGCAGACAUAUUUGGUGUGCAACCACAGAGAAAUCCCCGGCAGAUUCUUUCCUGUCCUAAUCACCCACUGAAUGGAGAUUAGUGAAAUUAGUAUGUAAAGGUAAAUACUGUGCUGAGAAUAGAACUAUAAUUCUUUUGGAAUGAGGCUGAAGAUUAUUUUCUUUGGAGUUAAUUUUGGUUUUCUAACUGGUAUGGAAAUUAAUUGCUUGAAAGAUAGGAGGUUUAUUUAUUUGCAGAACAGUUGCAUCUAGAGCUGCAAACUAUGAGUUCCCCAACAUGAGACCAGUGUCUUCAAGCAGCUUUGAAGGGAUGAUAACUGGUGAGAUCAUAUUUUUUAUUUUUUCAUCUUCAGUCAGUUCUUUGUGUAAUUGCUGAGAAAGUAUCCAAGGUUACUUCAAUUUUCAUGGUGAUUUUUACAGGAGAAGCUCUAACUUACUGAGGAGCUUAUAGCCCUCAUUCACUGACACCGAUUCAGGUCUCUAAAUACAUGUAUGCAUCUUCUCACUGCUCAAGGAACCAACUACCUACAUUCGCACCUGCACAUUCCCAUAGCCUGGACCUGUGCAUGUGCGAACCUGCUGACCUGAUUUUUCACACAGGAUCUAGCCGAAAUCUUGGAAGGCCAUGACGUGUCAUGCCCCCAGGUGGGAUGUUCUUGACUGACUGGGUGGUCUUAGUACUUCAGCGUUCUGGAAAGACUUGUGUGUGUGGAUCUCUCUUCGUCUGUCUGCAUUUGGAACUCGGUCUCCAUGCUGGUGACUGUGCAAGUGAUAGGUAAUUCAGGGGUGAGGGUUUUCCCUUUAGAAAUUAGCAACGAUAGAGUCCCUGCUUUGGCAGAUGAUUCUCAAAAUGAAACAUCUGUGGGAACAAAAACAUGCAGGCAUAUCCGUGACUUGCGAGUGGGUGCUCUGCUUCGCUGGGGCUGUUUUACUCCAUGGCUGUCACAGCAGGGAGUGUGUAUAGCCUGAAGCAACCAAAAGAAAUGCUGAAGAAAGGGAUGCAUUGAGAGCUGGCACCCCAGGGAGGAUAAGGAAUUUCCUCUGCCCCGUGGAUCCUGCCUGUUUGCCCUCACACCAGAAGCUGCUGCUGGAAGAAAAUUUCAAAUCUCUCUUCCCCAAAAAUAAAGUUCAAUUUUUAUUUCCAGGUUAGAGAAGAGACAGGAAUGGGAACAUGGGCAGAGAGCAGUGAUCUGGUUUGGCCCUCUUUCCCCCACGCCCCCACCCUUUUUUAUCCAAUAGCUCAGGCAUUAGUCCCUGGUGCAGCUGGAUUCUUUCCUGUGCUCUAAAGAACUUCAAACCCACGACUUCUGAAGUACGGGUGUUUUCAUACACUCAGGCAGUACUUGACUCUUUAGCAAUGAAGCUGUUCUGCUUUUUGUGAAGUUCCUCAAGAUUCGUGAGAGAUUCCAGACUUGCCAACAUCACCGACCCUUCAGAGCACACUCCAGCCCAUACUCAUCCAGCUUUUUGAAGC